AUGUAUGAGCAAGUGAAGGAGGAGAAUUUGGUCACCACAGAACUGCACACCUUUUGUGAUACAUCUAAAGAUGCAGUUGGUGCCGUUACGAAUCUGCAUACUACUGGAAAAGAUGGCACAGAGACAGUAUGCUUUGUGCUAGGCAAAGCAAAAUUAGCUCCUCAAAGAGGUCAUAUGAUCCCGAGGUUGGAAUUAAGUGCGGCAGUUCUUGGGAUUGAGGUAGCAAGAAUAGCCAAACAACAGCCAGAUUUGAAGAUUGAUGAGGAAAAGUAUUACACAGACGGUAGCAUUGUUUUGGGAUACAUCUACAAUGAGGAGAAAUGGUUUUAUGUGUAUAUACCUAACAGAGUGGAUAGAUUUAGGAGUGCUUCUUUUCCUAAGCAGUGGAACGAUGUGGGAACCGAAAACAAUCAAGCAGACUUGGCAACUAGGUCAGUAUUGGCUGAUGAACUUCGAACCUCUACAUGGAUCCAGGGAGAUGACUCAAGUGUUUUCAGUGAAAACUGUCAAUUGUUUCCUCUCAUUGAGGCAGGAAAUGACAAGGAGGUUUACUCUGACAUAUCCAUCUCUAAGACGUCUGUGGAACAGCGUUCUAUUCUCAAUACAGACCUAUUCAAAAGAUUCUCCAGUUGGUCGAAGUUGGUGAAGUCCAUUAGUGCCUUCAAACUUGCUUUGAGACACCGAAGAGGAAAUCCUAAUGCUGGUUCAGCGUUUAAUGAUCUCGAGAUUAUGUAA
Messenger RNA from Ylistrum balloti, 735 nucleotides. RefSeq lists its product as uncharacterized. Lineage: Eukaryota; Metazoa; Mollusca; Bivalvia; Pectinida; Pectinidae. The transcript has a single exon. The record is from RefSeq and is a predicted model, not a curated record. Bases 1 to 735 code for a protein of 244 amino acids.